This is a messenger RNA of Serpula lacrymans var. lacrymans S7.9, 1281 nucleotides long. RefSeq lists its product as uncharacterized. The coding region runs from base 232 to 1152 and encodes 306 amino acids. The record is from RefSeq and is a predicted model, not a curated record. Gene Ontology annotation, molecular function: carbohydrate binding; isomerase activity. Gene Ontology annotation, biological process: carbohydrate metabolic process. Lineage: Eukaryota; Fungi; Basidiomycota; Agaricomycetes; Boletales; Serpulaceae. The transcript has 4 exons.
GGACGAAAUCCGAUGUUCAGUAGACAAUUUUCUAGUCAAAUAUUUUCCUCUGAUCGGCGUCCAGUAAUUUCAGUGGAAUUGUACUCCCAGGUUGUAGCACGGGAGGAGUCGGCCCGGAAGAUGUCAUAGUUUGCACAAGGUUGACCCAGUACAAGUACACUCCGAGUUUACUGCUACUACCACAUCUUGCUGCGCACCGGACGAUCGUCCUUCUAAAUUCAAAGCAACAUCAUGCCCGUAGAACAAGUGGAUGGGAGGGUAUAUCUAAACCACCCCAAGGGAUCCUGUGCCGAGCUGUUAUUGUAUGGUGCAACUGUCAUAUCUUGGAAAUCUGCUACAAGAAACAGCACGCAGCCAGUAGAGCAUCUCUUUGUCUCCUCCAAAGCUGCGUUAGACGGUUCCAAGCCUGUCCGUGGUGGUAUCCCUGUCGUAUUCCCAUGCUUCGGAGCUCCUGUCCAUCCCGAACAUUCCAGGCUCGGACAACAUGGGUUCGCGAGGAGUGAAGUCUGGAAAUUCGACAGCAUCGUUAUGGACAAUGAUGCUGGCGUAUCUGUACGACUGACGCUCGAGCCAACCGCCAGCAUUAAAGCAAAAUACGACAAAUCUUUCCAUCUAGCCUUCGUCGUAACAUUGGCAGAGCAUCAGAUUAGCACCGACCUACAUGUGAAGAACACCUCGACAUCGACUGUCUAUCCUCCCGACAGCCUGGAAUUCCAGACUUUAUUCCAUAAUUACAUCCGUGCUCCAGCCAGCGAAGUGCUUGUCUUCCCUCUGCAAAACGUAUCUUAUUACGAUAAAACCGAGUCGACCGAGGAAGUUAGGACUACGGCCAAAACAGAAACGAGAGCCGGUGUAGAUGUACGACGUUUCACUGAUUCCGUUUACGAGGACGCACCUCAAAAAUAUGAGGUUAAUUGGCCAGGAGGAGGCGUAGCUAUCAAAGCUACGAAUUUGAAAGAUGUUGUAGUCUGGAAUCCAGGGAAAGAAUCCGGGUCAAAGAUUGCAGACAUGGAAGAUGGAGGAUGGGAUAAAUAUGUCUGCGUCGAGCCAGGAUACGUGAGAGGAUUUACCAAAGUCGAACCUGGCCAAACCUGGAUCGGGCAACAGGUACUAUCUGUCGUCCACGAAGAACGCAGGAUCAAUCAGCUGUAAAGAGUGAAAGAUAAGCAAGAAUGGAUUAUUGUACUUGUGUAUUUUAGCAGUCGUAAAAGAAGCAAUGAACUUUGUAACAACCUCAGCAGAGGGGAAAUUUCAGAAGCAUUGACAUAUCUGUUGAUAUAG